Candidozyma auris is the source of this 1233-nucleotide messenger RNA. It is a transcript of the gene YDJ1, whose product is annotated as type I HSP40 co-chaperone YDJ1. Gene Ontology annotation, molecular function: ATP binding; Hsp70 protein binding. The record is from RefSeq and is a predicted model, not a curated record. Gene Ontology annotation, cellular component: nucleus; cytosol; cytoplasm. The coding region runs from base 1 to 1233 and encodes 410 amino acids. The transcript has a single exon. NCBI's taxonomy places the organism in Eukaryota, Fungi, Ascomycota, Pichiomycetes, Serinales, Metschnikowiaceae. Gene Ontology annotation, biological process: response to heat; protein refolding.
AUGGUCAAGGACACAAAAUUCUACGACCUCUUGGGGGUCUCUCCCAGCGCCAGCGACAACGAAUUGAAAAAAGCAUACAGAAAAGCGGCCUUGAAAUACCACCCAGAUAAAAACCCUUCCCCUGAAGCGGCUGAAAAGUUCAAGGAGCUCUCGAGAGCGUACGAAGUGCUCUCAGACGACCAAAAGAGAGAAAUCUACGACUCGUACGGUGAAGAAGGCUUGAACGGCGGCGGCCCUGGUGGUAUGGGCGGUAUGGGCGCCGACGACAUCUUCAGCCAGUUCUUUGGCGGUGGUUUUGGUGGCAUGGGCGGCAUGGGCGGUGCCUCCCGUGGGCCCAGCAGAGGCAAGGACAUCAAACACUCCAUCUCGUGCACGUUGGAGGAGUUGUACAAGGGCAGACUGGCCAAGUUGGCUUUGAACAAGACGGUCUUGUGUAAGUCCUGUGAGGGUCGUGGCGGUAAAGAAGGCAAGGUCAAGCAGUGUAGCACCUGUCACGGUGUGGGUAUGAAGUUUGUCACCAGACAGAUGGGUCCUAUGAUCCAGAGAUUCCAGACAGUGUGUGACGCCUGUCAAGGUACUGGUGACAUCUGCGACCCCAAGGACAGAUGUACCGCCUGUAAGGGUAAGAAGACCGCCUCUGAGCGUAAGAUCUUGCAGGUGCACAUUGACCCUGGUAUGAAGGAUGGUCAGAGAAUUGUGUUUGCCGGUGAAGGAGACCAGGAGCCAGGCAUCACACCUGGUGAUGUUAUCUUCGUGGUGGACGAGCAGCCUCACGCCAAAUUCCAGAGAAAGGACGCCGACUUGUACUACGAGUGCGAGGUGGACUUGUUGACUGCCUUGGCUGGUGGUGAUGUCUCGUUCAAGCACGUUUCGGGUGACUACAUCAAGUUUUCCAUCAUUCCAGGAGAGGUGAUCUCCCCAGGAUGCUCUCGUGUCAUUGAGAAACAAGGUAUGCCUAUCUACAGAUCUAGCGACAGAGGUAACUUGUUCAUCAAAUUCUCUGUGAAAUUCCCCGAGGCCCACUUUGCUUCUGAAGACAAGUUGAAGCAGUUGGAGUCUAUCUUGCCUCCAAGAACUACUUACGCCAUUCCUAAGGGCGCCGAGGUGGACGAGUGUGACUUGUCCCACGUCGACCCAUACAAGCACAGCAGCAGCGGCAGAAGAGAUGCAUAUGACUCUGACGAGGAGGAGGGCGCCGGUGCCGGUCCUGGUGUCCAGUGUGCCUCUCAGUAA